This is a messenger RNA of Nicotiana tabacum (common tobacco), 930 nucleotides long. RefSeq names its product pentatricopeptide repeat-containing protein At2g20710, mitochondrial-like. NCBI's taxonomy places the organism in Eukaryota, Viridiplantae, Streptophyta, Magnoliopsida, Solanales, Solanaceae. Gene Ontology annotation, molecular function: protein binding. The record is from RefSeq and is a predicted model, not a curated record. Gene Ontology annotation, cellular component: mitochondrion.
GCAAUGUAGGAUGUAACCCUAGAUUCAUUCAUACUUGUAUAUAAUCCAAGACAAGUACUCCAAAAUGAGAUAAUGAAAAUACAAGGAAGAAAAACUUCAAAUCAUUCUUCUGAUUUUUACAAUCAGUAACAUAAAAUAAUAUGUUAAAAAGGAAAACUAAAUUCAAGUUGCAACUCAGGAGUGAAUGAUUAGAGUUGACUCAACCAUGCUGCACUCACUUAAUAAUAAGUGCAAAUUGGUCUAGGUUCCAGCAAUUUGUUUCUUCUCGUUUCCCCCCUUUUUACUGUGCUGUACAUGUCAGAUUCAAUUUCCUGCUUCUUAUUUUUGUUUCAGAUUUAUGAAUGGAUUAACAACUCUGAGCGUCUUUAUCUAUCACCUAGAGAUGUUGCAGUUCGGCUGGAUCUGAUAUCAAAAGCUCACGGUCUGAAAGCAGCAGAGAAGUAUUUCGCUAGCACUCCAGAUAUUCUGAGAGCUUCUUGUGUGUAUGGUGCUCUUUUAAACUGCUAUGCCGAUGCAAAAUCAUGGAGUAAAGUGGAAGGAAUAAUGCAAAAGAUGAGGGAUUUGCAGGAUGCUAAUUUAGUGACUUAUACUCUUAUGAUGAACCUUUAUGCUAAAAUGGGAAACCUUGAGAAACUACACUUGUUAGUGCAAGAGAUGGAAUAUAAAGGAAUUGCAGGUGAUAGUAUCUCCUAUAAUAUCCGCUUAAAUGCAUAUGCAUCUGUUCCUGAUGUAAUAGGGAUGGAAAAGCUUUUGAUGAAGAUGGAAGAAAAUCAUCUGCUGAUUGAAUGGGAUGCUUAUGCUGUUAUGCAGUCGCCGCCAAGGGCUACAUGAAAGCUGGUGACGUAGAAUAGUCGCCGAAAAAAUGUAUUUGUAUAUUUUUUGUAUAUAUUUUAUAUGUUAUAUGCAAAAAUUAUAUAAAUUUUAUAUAUU